Salvia miltiorrhiza (redroot sage) is the source of this 2542-nucleotide messenger RNA. Its product is annotated as patatin-like protein 6. NCBI's taxonomy places the organism in Eukaryota, Viridiplantae, Streptophyta, Magnoliopsida, Lamiales, Lamiaceae. The transcript is spliced from 3 exons. The record is from RefSeq and is a predicted model, not a curated record. Bases 418 to 1782 code for a protein of 454 amino acids. Gene Ontology annotation, biological process: lipid metabolic process.
UAAUAACAAAAAUCGGAUUUUGUUUCGGAUCUAAUUUUCUUUUCCUUCAUUUUUCUUCUUCUUUCUCGGAUGCUUUUUCAAUUUAUUUUUUCUUCAAAAUUAAAUUCUAUAUAAAUUCCGAAAGCUAAACCAGACAUUCUGCAAAAAAAACUGCUUUGUAUCGUUCUCUCUCUCUCUCUCUCUCUUCACCAUAUCCAUUUUCUCAGCUACUUUCUUCCCAUCAAUUGAUUGCCAUUUGACUCUCCCUCUCUCUCUAGCCUGCAACUGAAGAACUUGUAACCUUACUGGUUCUUUAAUUUCAGGCUCAUUAUAUACAUAUAUAUGCGAUAUAUACAUGCUUGUGUAUAUGUAGAUAUAUAUAUGUAUGAUCAAUUUAGAGAGACGUAGCAAUUCCGCGAAGAAAAAAAUCGUUCAAAAAUGGCGUAUCUAGAUCAUGCUGAUGGCAUCGAUACAGAUAAAUUGAGCUACGAAAUUUUCUCAAUUUUAGAGAGCAAAUUCCUUUUCGGCUACGAUGAUCCCAAGCUCUGGGUGCCGAAGCAGAUUCCGGAGCCUAAAAACGGCGUCAUCCCCAUCGGCGAGGCGGAAAUCCACGCGAUCAAGAACCAGAGGGGGAAAAUCUGCAUUCUGAGCGUCGACGGCGGCGGCGGCAUGCGAGGCAUCAUUCUCGGCAAGGCGCUGUCGUAUUUGGAGGCUGCGCUGAGGAACAAGUCCGGCGAUCCGGACGCCAGAAUCGCCGAUUACUUCGACGUCGCCGCCGGCACCGGCGUGGGCGGGAUAUUCACGGCGAUGCUCUUCGCCGCUAACGAUCAGAGCCGCCCGAUUUUCUGCGCCGACGACACGUGGAGAUUCCUCGCCGCCGAGGGGAAGAAAUUCUACCGUUCGCGGCGCCAGAAAAUCGGCUUAUUAAAGCGAGUUUUCCGCCGAACCGGGUCCGCCGGUUCGGCCAACACCGGUCUGGAGAAGGCGAUGAAGGAGGCGUUCAAGGAAAAAAAGACAGGCCGGAGUUUGACGCUAAAAAAUACGCUAAAACCGGUUCUAAUCCCUUGCUACGAUUUGAACAGUGCGGCACCGUUUCUGUUCUCGAGAGCUGACGCGUUGGAGUCGGAUAGCUUCGAUUUUAAUCUGUGGGAGGUGUGUCUCGCCACGUCAGCUGAACCGGGUUUAUUCAGCCCGGUUUGCAUGGAGUCGGUAGACCGGGUAACCCGGUGCGUCGGUGUCGACGGCGGGUUGGCGAUGAGCAACCCGACGGCGGCGGCGAUAACGCACGUGCUGUAUAACAAGCAGGAGUUCCCGUUCGUGCGAGGGGUGGAGGACAUUUUGGUACUUUCGCUCGGGGCGGGCGGGCAGCUGAUGGAGGGCACCUUCGAUUACGAGCAGGUUCGGAAGUGGACGGCGGAGGAUUGGGCUCGGCCGUUGGCUCGGAUUUCCGGCGAGGGGUCGGCGGAGCUGGUCGACCACGCGGUGGCGAUGGCGUUCGGCCAAUGCCGGAGUAGUAAUUAUGUCCGGAUUCAGGCGAACGGGUCGAGUUUCAGUAGGUGUGGGCCCCACGUUGAUUCGGACCCGAGUCCGAGCAACGUAGACCUACUUACUGGAAUAGCAAAUGAAACACUGAAACAGAAGAACGUUGAGUCCGUCCUCUUCGGAGGCAAGAGGCUCGGGGAGCAGAGCAACUCCGAGAAGCUUGACUGGUUCGCCGAGCAGCUCGUCCUCGAGCACCAGAGGAGGAGCUGCCGGAUAGCUCCGACCGUCGCAUUGAAGCAACCCGUCUCGAGACCAUCUUGAUCGAUCACCACAAUAUGAUCUAAAACUAGCCUUUGGGAGCAAGAAAAAGGAAACGGAGAAAAUCAAAGAAAAAUUGGAGGAUUAUGGAAACAUAAAGUUGAAGUACAUCUCGAGAGAAUCCGUGAGCGCAAAUGGCGACGUAAUCGGAGCUCGAACGAGGGAGAACGGAGCCGACAAAGUUGGCUACACACAGGACCCCACGACCGCGGUCAAUGAGCAGUCGAGUCAAUUCGCACCAUCGGUCAGGCCACAGCCGCGGCCCCGAUUGCGGGCUCCUCCCCCUUCCCCCCUCCCCCAUGCAUGUUCCAUGCUCAUAGCAUAAUAAAAAAUGAUCUAAAUCCAACGACAAAAGAUAUGAGGGAAGCCAAAUGCUUUAAGCACAACAUCAACAAAAUUCCAAUUAAAAGUAUCGAAAGUCUUCUUGAUGUUCACUUUCAGGGCCAUAUUCUUGCCCCUAAGCGAACGGUCCAUGCAGUUCACACCUUCAGAGGCCAGGAGAAUGCAUUGAUGGAUGGAUCUACCAGAAAUAAACCCAAACUGAUUCGGAGAAACGAUGGCAGAAGCAAUUGUGUUGAGCCGAGAAGUAAGAAUCUUAGUGAUAACUUUAAGGAGAAAGUUACUCAGAACGAUAGGCCUGUAAUCCGUGAUGCUCAUAGCGUCUGUGAAGCAAUCAUAUUUCUCGUGUAUUGCACGUGAUGCAAAUGCUAAUAUUCGGAAUAUGAAAUAUGACGAGUAGUGCAAUAUUAAUUCUUUAAUGAAA